Molecule: messenger RNA, 1082 nt
Organism: Zingiber officinale
Lineage: Eukaryota; Viridiplantae; Streptophyta; Magnoliopsida; Zingiberales; Zingiberaceae
Exons: 2
Coding region: 77-856 (259 amino acids)
Source: RefSeq, a predicted model, not a curated record
GAUAUAAAUCGCGUAGCAGCAAAUCACUCUCCAGUUUCUCUCUUCUUCUUCAGAUUUGAAUCGAAGAAAGUGAGUGAUGGCGAAUCCGCGAUGGAGAUUGCGAGCAGGUGGAUAUGCGACAGCGAUUUGGGCCUUCAAGAUCGCUUUUUUCUUCCUCGGCGUGCUUUUCGUCGGCGCCGCCGCCAGGGCAGCCGUCCCUGCGGCCGCAGGCGCUUUGGCCUCUUCCCUACCUGGACCCCGGGCGGCCUUCCUCUCCUGGAUCCGGCCGCCGUUCCUCUUCAUCGCUAUCCACUUCAUCAUCCUCGUCAUUUGGAAGCUCUCUGAUCAGAAGCAGCAGCGAGAGCAAUGGUCCGCGGAGGAGUUUGGGGAUCCCGAAAUGGUCAAAUCUUUCGACAAUUCGCGUUCUUCAAACAUCAAUCGUAAGCCCUCCACCGACAUCUGGAGCGAUGAGAUUUCGCAAUCUCCGUCGCCUGAUCUCGCUGAGUCGUCCCAGUCCGACGCGUCCUGCCUCACCGUGGACUCCGUCGAGAGGUCCACCGCCUCUUCCGUGUCUUCAAUCAAGAAGAGCGCUGAACCGGAGUCGGAUAGAGGAGCUACGGUGGAGGAAGAGGAAGACUUGGCCGCGGCGCUGGCAAUCGCCGGCGUAGAAAACGACUCGAUGGAGGCGACUUGGAGGGCGAUAAUGGACAAGCCGUCUCGGACAGCGGCGGCGUCGCCUGCCCCGUCGCGGCGGGACUAUAGGCCACUAGACCCGCCUCCACCACCGGUAGGUCACGACGAGUUGACCCAGCGAUUCGACGAGUUCAUAAAAAAAAACCACCAGCAGAUCCGAUUCCACACUAGCCGACGCCGGUAGUUGAAGAGUGAUCGUCUUCUCUUCUUCGACUCAGUAAAAUCUUUCUACUGGAAGGAUGCUGCUUUGCUGCUAAAAAUCAAGCUUUUAGGGUUUUACUUCAAAUGCAGGGCUGCCUCUCUGAACUGGUGUUGCUGAUAAGAUUGGCUAGUGACUCGAGGUGAUCGACGAGGUGUUUGAUAGCAUUGAGAAUCAUCUUUCAAUCUUUUGCUCGGGUACUAUUCUCUUA